UUUCACCGAGACACCCACAGGGCAAACGAGGACAGGGCCCGAGCGACCUCGGCAGACGCCCCGCCGGCGCCGGUCAGGCACCGGGGGUAAAGGCCGAGCUCCAGCUCAGGCGUGUAGGACCGAUGGUUGUCCGGGCUCCGCGGUCCUGCCUCGCUCGUGACGUCCAGCAGCUCCGAGCAGCCGAGAGGGCGGAGUCCCUGCCUGCUCACGCCCUGUGACAGCGGGGCCACUUAGUGCGUACCCCACGGUGGGGCCUCUGUGCGGCGAAGCUGGGGGACCGCUCUCGCCCUCGGACGGGCCCGUUUUGGGCACGCAGUCUUCGUUCUUUUCCGCUCUUGGGAACCUACGACGGUCCCUUGACAGCAGGUCCCACCCACCAGGCUGGGGGCGUGCCCGGAAGUGCCCUGCGGCCUCGGGAGCGCGCGGCGUGUCACCAUGGCGACGGCCGGGGCCCCGCGGCGCUUCUGCCGCUGCGCCUGCUUCUGCACCGAGAACCUGUACGUGGCGCGCUACGGGCUGCACGUGCGCUUCCGGGACGAGCGCCAGCUGCGCCGGGACUACGGCGCGGUUCUGCGCGCCCGAGGCUGCGUCGGCGCCGAGGAUUUCCGGCAGCUGCUGGCAGAGCUCGAGCAGGAGGUGGGACGGCGGCGGCGGCUGGCGCAGGAGUCGGCUGCCCGGAGAGCCCUCAUUGCCAGCUCCUACCUCCCGGCCCGGCCGGACGUGUACCGCUCGCUGCAGGAGGCGUCUCUGGCCCCUGAGUUUCUGGCUGCAGCUGAGUACAGCUCGACCCCGGGCGCAGGCCUGGAGGGCCUUCUCCAGCGGCUGGAGACGGUGUCCGAGGGGAGGCGCAUCUACCGGGUGCCCGUGUUCGCCGCGCCCUUCUGCCGCGCCCUGCUGCAGGAGCUGGAGCACUUCGAGCAGUCGGACCUGCCCAAGGGACGGCCCAACACCAUGAACAACUACGGGGUGCUGCUGCACGAGCUGGGCCUGGACGAGCCCCUGGUGACCCCCCUGCGGGAGCGCUUCCUGCAGCCCCUGACGGCCCUGCUGUACCCCGACUGCGGCGGGGGCCGGCUGGACAGCCACCGUGCCUUCGUGGUCAAGUACGCCCCGGGCCAGGACCGCGCGCUGGGCUGCCACUACGAUAACGCCGAGCUCACCCUCAACGUGGCCCUGGGCAAGGCCUUCACGGGGGGCGCCCUGUACUUCGGGGACCUCUUCCAGGCACCCGCAGCCCUGACGGAGCCCUUGGAGGUGGAGCACCUGGUGGGCCAGGGCGUCCUGCACCGGGGCGGCCAGCUGCACGGAGCCCGGCCCCUGGGCACCGGCGAGCGCUGGAACCUCGUCGUCUGGCUCCGGGCCUCUGCCGUGCGCAACCGCCUGUGUCCCAUGUGCCGCCGGGAGCCCGACCUGGUGGACGACGAGGGCUUCGGCGACGGCUUCACGCGGGAGGAGCCCACCACGGUGGACGUGUGCGCGCUGACCUGAGUCUGGCAGGCGCGGGCUUGCAGGGGCAGAAAUAAACGCCAGGCGCGCGACUCCUA
Oryctolagus cuniculus (rabbit) is the source of this 1544-nucleotide messenger RNA. It is a transcript of the gene OGFOD2, whose product is annotated as 2-oxoglutarate and iron dependent oxygenase domain containing 2. The record is from RefSeq and is a predicted model, not a curated record. NCBI's taxonomy places the organism in Eukaryota, Metazoa, Chordata, Mammalia, Lagomorpha, Leporidae. Gene Ontology annotation, molecular function: oxidoreductase activity, acting on paired donors, with incorporation or reduction of molecular oxygen; L-ascorbic acid binding; iron ion binding.